AUGGCCCCAGGGGUCUUUGCCCAGGUUUGGCUGUAUGAAUAUUUCAAUGCUGUUCUCAUUAAUGAACAAGAUGAAGAUGGAAACUUCUUAGAACUGGGAAAGGAAUUCAUCCUUGAACCAAAUGACCAUUUCAAUAAUUUGCCUGUGAAUGUCACUCUGAGUGAUGUCCAAGUGCCAACAAAUAUGUACAACAAAGAUCCUGCUAUUGUGAAUGGAGUUUACUGGUCUGAAUCAUUAAACAAAGUGUUUGUUGACAACUUUGGCCAUGACCCUUCCCUUAUAUGGCAGUACUUUGGAAGCGCAAAGGGGUUUUUUAGGCAGUAUCCAGGAAUUAAAUGGGAGCCAGACGAAAAUGGAGUCAUUGCAUUUGACUGCAGAAAUCGAAAAUGGUAUAUUCAGGCAGCCACUUCUCCUAAAGAUGUUGUCAUUUUAGUUGAUGUCAGCGGCAGUAUGAAAGGACUUCGCUUGACAAUUGCAAAACAAACAGUGUCUUCCAUUUUGGACACCCUUGGAGAUGAUGAUUUUUUUAAUAUAAUUGCUAAAAGAUUGGAGAAGAAAAUGACUGCAAAAGAAAAAGCCUAUUGA
This is a messenger RNA of Candoia aspera, 585 nucleotides long. Its product is annotated as voltage-dependent calcium channel subunit alpha-2/delta-3-like. NCBI's taxonomy places the organism in Eukaryota, Metazoa, Chordata, Lepidosauria, Squamata, Candoiidae. The transcript has 6 exons. The coding region runs from base 1 to 585 and encodes 194 amino acids. Gene Ontology annotation, cellular component: voltage-gated calcium channel complex. The record is from RefSeq and is a predicted model, not a curated record. Gene Ontology annotation, molecular function: voltage-gated calcium channel activity.